GCCAGAGCACUGCCUUCUCAGGCACUUCUAUCAAAGACAGACCAGGACCAAGGAUCUCCAGGAAAUCAGUUAGUUUUGAACUUGGAGAUGACUUCUCUUCUAGCCACAGCAGUUCGCUUUUUGAUCCUAACUCCAUGGCUAACACAACAGGUGACCGGCCGGGUACAACCAGCUAAUACAUGUUGGCUAGACAUGGCUGAUGAUGCGUUUGAUGAUCAGUAUGACGGCUGUAUUAACGAAAUGGAGGCUAAAGCACCCCAGCUGUUAGAAGAAGAACUUAAAGUGAAUAGAAAUUUAAAUGCAGAAUGGAAAAAGGCAAAGACAAAAUGGGAGGAAAUAAAGAACAAAAUAGACUCAUCAAAACAACUCAAAGAUUCCCAUGGAAUAGCUCUAGUCGCCUAUACUGGAGAUAUUGGAACAGAAUUUAACAAAGCUGUCAGAAACUUCCAUCAAAAUACAAAUAAGUUUCAGUUUAAAGCCUUCCAUUAUUAUUUGACAAGAGCUCUUCAGCUUCUCAAGCCAACGAAUUGUUAUACAGUUUAUAGAGGCUAUAAGACAAAGUGUAAUUACAUUGGAAAAGGAAAUGUACGUUUUGGCCAAGUUGCCUCAUCAUCUCUCUCUGAAAAAGUAGCUAUAAAUUUUACUGACAAUCGUAAGGGAACACUGUUUACCAUCAGAACCUGUUUGGGUGUUAAAAUUGAAAUGUUCUCUUACAUUCCAUCACAAAAGGAAGUGCUAAUUCCAGGCUAUGAAGAAUAUCAGAAUGUCAUCCAAAAUAACAAUGACGUUUCACUUGACAGGCCCAAAAUAUCUAAGAGUAACUACAAUUGCUUCUAUAUCAACAGCUCAGGAACAAAAGAAAGUUCUGCAUUCAUUCUGCUGCUGCCUGGCCUCCUGGUUCUGAGGUUCCUCCCUGCUGAGCUGUAACCUUGCCCUUCCUGGUGCCUUGGUCUACAUGGUGCCAGUGACCAAUUCCAGCAUGUCAUAAUUUCAAGAGUUUCAUCAAAAGGUUGAUGAGACUUGGGGACUCAACAGGGUUGAGUCACACAUGUAGUCACCUGUUGGGAAUGGCUGAAGGCAUUUCCCCAAACUUGAAAGGAUACAUUAAAUUGAUUGUUGCUGCCGGACAGUUAAAGGGCAACUUAAUCUGCAUGUUAUUGCCUCCUACUGGCCAAACACCUGAACAGUUGUAGGCUAAUUCCCCCAUUCUGACAAUGGACUCUGUACUAAACCCUGACCCUUUGAA
Myotis myotis is the source of this 1246-nucleotide messenger RNA. RefSeq names its product T-cell ecto-ADP-ribosyltransferase 2-like. The record is from RefSeq and is a predicted model, not a curated record. The coding region runs from base 88 to 927 and encodes 279 amino acids. Gene Ontology annotation, molecular function: NAD+-protein-arginine ADP-ribosyltransferase activity; NAD+ poly-ADP-ribosyltransferase activity. NCBI's taxonomy places the organism in Eukaryota, Metazoa, Chordata, Mammalia, Chiroptera, Vespertilionidae. The transcript is spliced from 4 exons.